Molecule: messenger RNA, 981 nt
Organism: Lottia gigantea (owl limpet)
Lineage: Eukaryota; Metazoa; Mollusca; Gastropoda; Lottiidae
Exons: 7
Coding region: 1-789 (262 amino acids)
Molecular function (GO): GTP binding; GTPase activity
Source: RefSeq, a predicted model, not a curated record
AUGCCUCUAAUUGAUCGUGAUUGUUGUGCGGCCUAUAAAGUAUUAGUGCUCGGAGAAGCAUCAGUUGGUAAAAGUGCUCUAGUUAAUUGUUUGAUGGGUCGAGAAUUUCGAGAGAGUAUGGUACCUACAAUAGGAGUAGACUUUGUAAAAAAGAUAUUCGAGGUUGAUGGGGCAUUAAUUCAACUGGUUAUAUGGGACACAGCUGGUCAGCAGCGAUUUCGAUCUAUAACCAGAUUACAGUAUCGGGGCGUUCAGGGAAUUGUUUUAGUGUAUGAUGUUACAAAUUUAUCAUCAUUUGCUCAUUUAGCUUAUUGGAUAACCAGUGUCCACAGGGAGAUGAAACAUGCUCACAAUCAAUAUGAACCAAUACCUAUUGUACUGUGUGGCAAUAAAGCCGAUUUAGAUCAUAAGAGACAAGUCAAAAAAGUUAAGGCAUUUGAGCUAGCACAAAAAGAAAUGGCUUUUGAGUUCUUUGAAACAAGCGCCAAAACCGGAAGUAAUGUGUUUACUGCUUUCCAGAGAUUGGCUUUUCACAUAACAGAUAUAUGUAAUCCAAAACUUAUGGUGUCAUAUCAUCCAUAUCUCAUUAGAAGAAUAGAAGAUAGUGAUUCGGAACUUUUAAAAAUAAAAGCAAACAUAGAUCAGAAAAAGAAAGAUAAAAAGUCAAAAAAGAAGCCAAAGAGCAGUUCUAAGAAGCAGUUGGUUCCAUUAGCGAAAACAAAUAGAGUGCAAUGUUCACCAUUUAAUGGAUUGUGUUGUUUACUACCUCAGAAACAGGAGUUGACUUGAACAGUGAAGCCUACCUGACUGAAAUAUAUGUUUCUGUUAUUAUCAAUAAUGGUUGAAAGUAUCAAAAUAUAAAAUCUGUGAUAUUAAUGAUACCAAAUAAAGAAUAUUAAUGGUGUUAUUAAGUACUGAAGUGAAUGAUAAACAAUGUAUCAGAGGCCUUCCUAUAUUCAUGUCAUAAUAAAACAAUCUGAC